AUGACAUACUAUUUUUAUUAAUAUGUUUACAACAGAUUGGCGUUUAGAUUUGCUAAAUCAAAAUCGGUACCUGUGGUGGAUGUUACAUAAUUUCUUUCUAGAAAAGGUGAUUCAUCAAAUGAAUGUGGUUAAGUAGCUGAGGCUCUACAUAAUUAUGGUGCUGUAUGCAUAAAAGAUCCAAGAGUAAAUGAUCGUCAUAAUGUUGACUUUCUUGAUAUGAUGGAAAAGUAUUUUGAGAAUAGAGCGGCAAAAUUCUACAAUGAUGAGAAAGUAUAAUUGUUUUUAUAAUGUCUAGGUAGAAGAUAUAUUUCCAAAUUAUUCAUAUUAAGUUGGAGCUACUCCAGAGUUUGUAGAGAAAGCUCGAACUCAUACAAAUGUAAUCAGAUAAUACACAAAGGAAAAUGAAGCAUAUACUCCUUAACCAGCUCCCUAUGUAUUAAAAUAGAUAAUUUAAUUUUAGGAUGCUAAAUGGAGGUUUUUUUGGCCUAUUGAUGAUUCUGGUAAGAGAACUAAAGAUGAAGAGUAUAUAUACUAAAUUAAACUAUUAGUUUUAAACCUCCAAGAUUUAGACCAAAGGAUGUUCCUUAAUUUGGAGAGAGAAUGGAAUAAUGGGGUAAAAUGAUGAUUAAUGGAUGUUUAACUGUAGCAGAAAUGGCUGCAAGAGGCAUGAGUAUACCUGCUGAUACAUUUACAACUAGAAUGUAAGGUGGUCCACAUCUACUUGCACCAACUGGAUCUGAUUUAGAUAGACAUAAACUUGGAACUGUAUUUGCAGGAUUUCAUUAUGAUCUUAAUUUCUUAACUAUUCAUGGAAAAAGUCGCUAUCCAGGUCUUUAUGUAUGGUUAAGGAAUGGAGAAAGAAUUUCUGUUGCUGUUCCUGAAGGACAUCUUUUAUUAUAAGCUGGUGCCUAAUUUGAUUUACUGACUGGAGGAUAUGUUACUUGUGGUUAUCAUGAAGUACCUAAUCUAUUUUAUAUAUUAAAUUAGGUCAUAUAUACUGAUGAUGCCAAAAAAAAAUAUGAAGAAAAUAAAAAAACUGGUAAAAGUACCUGGAGAGUUUCUUCUACUUUAUUUUCACAUAUUAAUUCUGAUGUCACUCUAUAGCCCUUAGAUAAAUUUGCUAAAUAAGGAUUACCUGAUAAAUAUAAACCUAUCAAAGCUUUUGAUUAAGUCUAAUAAGAAUUAGAGGCUAUCAAAUUAAAAUGA
Paramecium sonneborni is the source of this 1206-nucleotide messenger RNA. The record is from the annotation of a GenBank genome assembly. Lineage: Eukaryota; Ciliophora; Oligohymenophorea; Peniculida; Parameciidae.